GAGGUUCACUAGAACUAUGACUGUACAAAAGACAUCCAAUCAGCCAAGAGAGACGGAGACAGAGAGUGAGAAAAGGGAAGCCCAAACCUCUUGUUGCAGUUGACCAUCUGUCUGAGAAAGGAAAAGAAGAACUGCUGUGCACAGUGUUUAUUUGAAGGUCAUGUUGCCGCAGUGUGAGAGAGCACGGAGUAUAAGUGGACGUCCAGAAGGGCCGUAUCGGGCAGUAGAAAGCGCAGAUGCUCUCGUUACACAGGACUUUGAAGGCGUGGACACGCUGGACAAACUUUUUGUACAUGCUGUGAAGAGAUUUAGUAAGGCACCCUGUCUGGGCACCAGAGAGGUCCUUAGUGAAGAAGAAGAAAAACAACCCAAUGGGAAGAUCUUUAAGAAGUUGGUCCUGGGGGACUACAGCUGGAUGACCUAUGAAGAGGUCAGUCAAGCAGUGGAAUCUUUUGGCAGUGGUCUGGCAGCUUUGGGCCAGUGUAAUACCAUUGCCAUCUUUUGUGAGACACGGGCAGAAUGGAUGAUCACAGCACAGGCCUGCUUCAGACGCAACUUCCCAUUGGUAACGCUGUAUGCAACUCUGGGUGAAGAUGCUGUAGCUUAUGGGCUGAAUCAGUGUGGAGCCACUCAUCUCAUUACAAGCACAGAACUGCUGCGGACCAAACUGAAGAACGUUUUGAGUGCAGUGCAGUCAGGGUUGCAGCAUGUUAUCUAUGCAGGCAGUGGUGAAGUAUGUCAUGCUGAUUACCCACAGUCUCUCGACAUGCACAGCAUGCAGGAAGUAAUGGAGCUUGGGGCAAAGCCAGAGAACUUAAGCAAAGAGUAUGAGAAGCCGACUGCAUCUGAUCUCGCAGUGGUGAUGUACACCAGUGGGUCUACAGGGAAGCCUAAAGGAGUGAAGAUGCAACACAGUAAUCUGAUUGCAGGAAUGGCUGGGCAGUGCCAGCGGAUCCCGGGCCUGGGGUCCCAGGACACUUAUAUAGCUUAUCUCCCUCUGGCUCAUGUGCUGGAGCUGACAGCAGAAAUAUCCUGUGUGUCAUAUGGCUGCAGGCUCGGAUACUCAUCCCCACACACACUCACGGACCAGUCCAGUAAAAUAAAGAUCGGUGGUAAGGGAGAUUGCUCUGUGCUUAAACCCACCCUGAUAGCGGCAGUACCGGAGAUCAUGGAUCGUAUCUGCAAGAACGUUAAUGGGAAGUUGAGAGAGAUGUCAGUGGUUCAGAGGACUCUGUUUAAAGUGGGAUACAACUAUAAGCUGCAGAAGGUGUCACAAGGAGCCGAUUCUGCGGUGUGUAACAUGUUGUUUUUCAAGCGUGUGAAUUUGCUGCUGGGAGGGUGUGUACGUCUGAUGUUGAGCGGAGGGGCUCCACUGUCUGCUUCCACACAGAGAUUUAUGAAUGUGUGUUUCUGCCCUGUCGCUGUGGGUUACGGCCUUACAGAGACGUGUGGAGCGGGAACUAUCUCAGAAUUUUCUGAUUACAGUACAGGACGAGUUGGAGCUCCUCUCAUUUGCUCUGAAAUAAAACUGCGAGACUGGCCUGAGGGUGGAUACACCAGUCAGGACAAGCCACACCCACGAGGAGAGAUUCUGGUUGGUGGACCGAAUGUUGCCAUGGGAUACUUUGGGAGUGAGGGGGAGGGAGAAAAUGACAACUUCUGGGUGGAUGAGGCAGGGCAGCGCUGGUUUUGUACUGGAGAUGUCGGGCAAGUUCAUCCAGACGGUUGUUUGCAGAUUGUGGAUCGUAAGAAGGACCUGGUAAAGCUGCAGGCAGGUGAAUAUGUGUCUUUGGGGAAGGUAGAAUCUGCCCUGAAAAACAGCCCCCUCAUUGAUAACAUCUGCGUCUAUGCCAGCAGUGAUCAGAACUACUUGAUCAGCUUUGUGGUGCCCAAUCAGAAGCAAAUGAUCGAGCUGGCAAAAAAGAACGGGAUAGAGGGCGAGUGGGAGGAGCUUUGUAACCACACCAAGAUGGAGGAGGAAGUAGUAAAAGUCAUCAAAGAAAUUGCAGUCACAAGUAAACUGGAAAGGUUUGAGGUUCCACAGAAGAUCUGUUUAAGUUCUGAGGCUUGGACUCCAGAAACAGGGCUGGUGACGGAUGCCUUCAAACUAAAGAGAAAAGAGCUGAAAAAUCAUUAUAUAAAGGACAUUGAGAGGUUAUAUGGGGCUAAAUGAUGGACAUGCAACAUUUAUCUAGGCUGAUUCCCAGUUGGUGUACUAUGCUUUGUAGAUUACUAUCCCCCUAAUCAUAGUAUUGCAUCAAAAUGCAGUUUUAUUAUGAUCCUGUCUUACUCCAUACACUAGACAUUAAUAAAAGUCUUCCAAUUGGGAUUCAUCCAUAUAUAAAGUCACUGCCAAUCCUGCUGUUCUCAGUAGAAACACCAUUCUUCCCCCUGCUGGAUGUAAAUGGUCAUUACUUCCUCUGUGAGUAAGUACUGUGAGGAAUAGAUUUAUAUAAUGGCAGUAAAAGAUGUAUGCAUUGCUGUUUUAUAUAUAUAUAUAUAUAUAUAUAUAUUACUUAUAAAGGUGCCUUGAAGCAUAUCUAUGUCAAAUAUUUUUUAAAUGUUCAAAAUUUGCCACUUUUACUUGAAAGCGUUUUUGGGAUGCAAUUGGUAAAUAUCAAAUUUUUAGUUGCUUGGCGUUUUUGUUUGUUUGCUUAAUUGUUUGUUAGAGUCCAUUAAAGAAAAGCUUAUGCAGUUUUGUUUAGUGUGAGUCACCCAGCUGAUUUCUGAUGGCAAGAGUGUUAACGGUCACUUACGAUCAGCAGAAAUAAAGCUGGGAACUGUGUAAACUACAGAAUAUAAUGUGGGAUGACUUUAAGUUUACAUAUGUAUGGGAAAUUAUUUUUAUGUAUACCAUUGACAUGAAAGGGAAGAAUUUUUUAUGAUGUUUGUACAUUUGUAUCUUUGGUUGCUCAGGUGCGCAUACACAGAUGAAUGGGUUAAAGGCAAUACAUAAUGUGUAAAGUGCAUUGGAGAUGAAACUGGGAAGUUAUAUUUUUCCUGUUAUGCAAUAUAUUAUACUGCAUAGUUUAAUUUUUAAAAACUAUAUCACCAUUCCUCAGCAUAAACUGUUUUCAUCAUACAUUUCAACAUACAUUUAUUAUUUGCAUAAACAAACCAAACAUCCUGUAAUUGUUUUUCUGGUUUUUUUUUUUGUUUUGUUAUGUCUGUGCUUCGUUUUAGUUGUUUGAGAUAUUUCAAAUGUUUUAUACGUUUUUUACUUGUAUUUAAGCUCUAUACCUGUGAACUGUUACAUUUUUUUCUGACUGGGCUUUAUUCUGAUACCACUCAUUUUCUAUAUAAACAAAUCCUUUUUCCUUC
Molecule: messenger RNA, 3321 nt
Organism: Sinocyclocheilus anshuiensis
Lineage: Eukaryota; Metazoa; Chordata; Actinopteri; Cypriniformes; Cyprinidae
Product: long-chain-fatty-acid--CoA ligase 4-like
Exons: 15
Coding region: 161-2173 (670 amino acids)
Biological process (GO): long-chain fatty acid metabolic process; neuron differentiation; long-chain fatty-acyl-CoA metabolic process
Cellular component (GO): plasma membrane; endoplasmic reticulum; lipid droplet
Molecular function (GO): arachidonate-CoA ligase activity
Source: RefSeq, a predicted model, not a curated record